CAGUAAUGGAAUAACUCUGCUGAUCGUCUUUGAAUCCUGGAGCAGGAAGUGACGCCGACUGACUGAAGAUGAUGAUGAUGGAGGAAGAGGAGGACAGAGCAGAGUCUGCAGGAUCCAGCUGUCCGUCUGUGAGGAGUGACCGGUCCAAAGAUCUAACUCCACACUUCAGUGGUGAACCUGGACCAACGAGAGGUCAGAGGUCACAGUCUGCAGGGUCCAGCUGUCCGUCUGUGAGGAGUGACUGGUCCAAAGGUUAUAAUCCAGACUUCAGUGCUGAAGCUGGACCAAUGAGAGUGGACCAGCAGAGCUCAGAGGUUCCCAGUGGUCAGUCUGCCCAGCAGCAUCAAACACAGCUGGACUCCAUAUUUAUGCUGCUGGAGGACAACAUCAUCACUUUUGUGAAGAACGAGCUGAAGAAGAUCCAGAAGGUUCUGAGUCCAGAUUACCCAGAAUGCUUAGAGAGUCGGAGGAGCAGCAGCAGAGAGGCAUUUGUGAAGAUCACAGUGGACUUCCUGAGGAGAAUGAAGCAGGAGGAGCUGGCUGACCGUCUGCAGAGCAGAACUACCAUUAGGAACUUCCAGUGGAGUAAGUGUGAACUCAAAUCUGCACUGAGGAAGAAGUUCCAGUGUGUGUUUGAGGGCAUCGCUAAAGCAGGAAACCCAACCCUUCUGAAUCAGAUCUACACAGAGCUCUACAUCACAGAGGGAGGGACUGCAGAGGUCAAUGAUGAACAUGAGGUCAGACAGAUUGAAACAGCAUCCAGGAAACCAGACAGACCAGAAACAACAAUCAGACAAGAAGACAUCUUUAAAGCCUCACCUGGAAGAGAUGAACCAAUCAGAACAGUGCUGACAAAGGGAGUGGCUGGCAUUGGGAAAACAGUCUUAACACAGAAAUACAGCCUGGACUGGGCUGAAGACAAAGCCAACCAGGACAUCCAGUUCAUAUUUCCAUUCACUUUCAGAGAGCUGAAUGUGCUGAAAGAGGAAAAGUUCAGCUUGGUGGGACUUGUUCAUCACUUCUUUACUGAAACCAAAGAAGCAGGAAUCUGCAGCUUUGAAGACUUCCAGGUUGUCUUCAUCUUUGAUGGUCUGGAUGAGUGUCGACUUCCUCUGGACUUCCACAAAACUACAAUCCUGACUGACCCUAGAAAGUCCACCUCAGUGGAUGUGCUGCUGAUAAACCUCAUCAGGGGGAAACUGCUUCCCUCUGCUCGCCUCUGGAUAACCACACGACCUGCAGCAGCCAAUCAGAUCCCUCCUGACUGUGUUGGCAUGGUGACAGAGGUCAGAGGGUUCACUGACCCACAGAAGGAGGAGUACUUCAGGAAGAGAUUCAGAGAUGAGGAGCAGGCCAGCAGGAUCAUCUCCCACAUCAAGACAUCACGAAGCCUCCAGAUCAUGUGCCACAUCCCAGUCUUCUGCUGGAUCACUGCUACAGUUCUGGAGGAUGUGCUGGAAACCAGAGAGGGAGGACAGCUGCCCAAGACCCUGACUCAGAUGUACAUCCACUUCCUGGUGGUUCAGGCCAAAGUGAAGAAGGUCAAGUAUGAUGGAGGAGCUGAGACAGAUCCACACUGGAGUCCAGAGAGCAGGAAGAUGAUGGAGUCUCUGGGAAAACUGGCUUUUGAUCAGCUGCAGAGAGGAAACCUGAUCUUCUAUGAAUCAGACCUGACAGAGUGUGGCAUCGAUAUCAGAGCAGCCUCAGUGUACUCAGGAGUGUUCACACAGAUCUUUAAAGAGGAGAGAGGACUGUACCAGGACAAGGUGUUCUGCUUCAUCCAUCUGAGUGUUCAGGAGUUUCUGGCUGCUCUUCAUGUCCAUCUGACCUUCAUCAACUCUGGACUCAAUCUAAUGGAAGGACAACAAACAACGUCCAAGCGGUCUAACUUUUUUAGAAAAAAAGAGUCUCUCCACCAGAGUGCUGUGAACAAGGCCUUACAGAGUUCAAAUGGACACCUGGACUUGUUCCUCCGCUUCCUCCUGGGUCUUUCACUGCAGACCAAUCAGACUCUCCUACGAGGUCUGCUGACACAGACAGGAAGUAGCUCACAGACCAAUCAGGAAACAGUCCAGUACAUCAAGAAGAAGCUCACUGAGAAUCUGUCUGCAGAGAAAAGCAUCAAUCUGCUCCACUGUCUGAAUGAACUGAAUGAUCGUUCUCUAGUGGAGGAGAUCCAACAGUCCCUCAGAUCAGGAAGUCUCUCCACAGAUGAACUGUCUCCUGCUCAGUGGUCAGCUCUGGUCUUCAUCUUACUGUCAUCAGAAAAAGAUCUGGAUGUGUUUGACCUGCAGAAAUACUCUGCUUCAGAGGAGGCUCUUCUGAGGCUGCUGCCAGUGGUCAAAGCUUCCAACAAAGCUCUGCUGAGUGUCCCUGAUCUCUCUGAAAGAGGGUAUGAAGCUCUGUCCUCAGUUCUCAGCUCCCAGUCUUCUACACUGAGAGAGCUGGACUUAAGUAAAAACAACCUGCAGGAUCCAGCAGUGAAGUUUCUUUCUGCAGGACUGAGAAGUCCACACUGUAAACUGAAUACUCUGGGACUGAGUCACUGUAAGCUCUCAGAGAGAGGCUAUGAAGCUCUGUCCUCAGUGCUCAGCUCCCAGUCCUCUAGUCUGAGACAGCUGGACCUGAGUAACUCUGACCUGCAGGAUUCAGGAGUGAAGUUUCUGUCUGCUGGAGUGAAGAGUCCACACUGUAAAAUGGAAACUCUCAGUCUGUCAGGCUGUCUGAUCACAGAGGAAGGCUGUACUUCUCUGGCCUCAGCUCUGAGCUCCAACCCCUCCCAUCUGAGAGAGCUAGACCUGAGCUACAAUCAUCCAGGAGACUCAGGAAUGCGGCUGCUGUCGGCUGGACUGAAGGAUCCAGGCUGGAGACUGGACACUCUCAGGGUGGAGCCUGCUGGAGUCCGAUGGUUGAGACCAGGUCUGAGGAAGUAUUCCUGUCAACUCACAAUCGACACAAACACAGUGAACACAAAGCUCCAACUGUCUGACAACAACAGGAAGGUGACACAUGUGGAGGUUCAGUCAUAUCCUGAUCAUCCAGACAGAUUUGAUGUUCCUCAGCUGCUGUGUAGAAAUGGUCUGACUGGUCGCUGUUACUGGGAGGUCGAGUGGAGAGGAGACGUUUAUAUAUCAGUGAGUUACAGAAGCAUCAGAAGGAAAGGAGGCAGAGACUGUUGGUUUGGACACAAUGAUCAGUCCUGGAGUCUGUGGUGCUCUGAUGAUGGUCCUCGUUCUAUCUGUCACAAUAACAGACACACAUCCUCCUCCUCCUCCUCCUCCUCCUCCUCCUCUGUCUCUAACAGAGCAGCAGUGUAUGUGGACUGUCCUGCUGGCACUCUGUCCUUCUACAGAGUCUCCUCUGACACUCUGAUCCACCUCCACACCUUCAACACCACAUUCACUCAAACUCUUUAUCCUGGGUUUUGGGUCUGGUCUGGUUCCUCAGUGUCCCUGUGCUGAGUGUAAAGAGUGUCUCCUGUUAGAGAAACACUCUGACUGUUGAACAGUUCAGUCUGUACAUGUCUGUCUCUUUCACUCACAAACACGUUUUCACAUUCAAUCAGUUGAUGUUUGAAACUCUUCUAAAUGAUUCCUUGUAAACUUCUUCCUCUUCAGUCACAAACAAACAGGAAGUGAUGUCACAUGUGUUCCUGUCCACACAGCAGAAUGAGUCUAUUGCUGACAGUGAUGUACAAACAGAGUGAGCAUUUCUGAGGCCAAAAUAAACUGAGUAGUUCACUGAA
Pelmatolapia mariae (spotted tilapia) is the source of this 3745-nucleotide messenger RNA. RefSeq names its product NLR family CARD domain-containing protein 3-like. Gene Ontology annotation, biological process: intracellular signal transduction. Lineage: Eukaryota; Metazoa; Chordata; Actinopteri; Cichliformes; Cichlidae. Gene Ontology annotation, molecular function: protein binding. The transcript has 11 exons. The record is from RefSeq and is a predicted model, not a curated record. Bases 69 to 3461 code for a protein of 1130 amino acids.